GUGAUGGAUUAGUCUAAAACCAAACCUCUCUCCUGAUAUAAUCUGACUUCUCUGGAUACUUCAUAUUUUGAAGAUUUCAGAAGACCAGAUGAGCUUGAGCUUACAUGAAGUCACACAGUAUGGAUCAUGACAUAACAAUCAGUACCAGCAUCUGGGGACCCAGGCAGAAGUCCAGGCACACUGACAGUACAGAAAGCAGAUUUCUCAUUUUGAUGAAACUCAUGGAUGCAGCACAGUGGCAGAUAACUGGAAUUGCCUCUCUGGGAUAAAACUGAAAUGACAAGUACUCAAUUUGAUUGUCAAUACUGUACGGUCUCCCUUCUUGGGAAGAAAUAUGUACUCAAGGAUGAUAAUCUAUACUGCGUCUCCUGCUAUGAUCGUAUCUUUUCUAACUAUUGUGAGCAGUGUAAAGAACCAAUUGAAUCAGAUUCUAAGGAUCUUUGCUACAAAAACCGUCACUGGCAUGAAGGAUGCUUCAGGUGCAACAAAUGCCAUCACUCUUUGGUGGAAAAGCCUUUUGUUGCCAAGGAUGAGCGCCUGCUGUGCACAGACUGCUAUUCCAACCAGUGUUCCUCCAAGUGCUUCCACUGCAAGAGAACCAUCAUGCCAGGUUCUCGGAAAAUGGAAUUUAAGGGCAAUUACUGGCAUGAAACCUGCUUUGUGUGUGAACACUGCAGACAGCCAAUAGGAACCAAGCCUUUGAUCUCCAAAGAGAGUGGCAAUUAUUGUGUGCCAUGUUUUGAGAAGGAGUUUGCUCAUUACUGCAACUUCUGUAAGAAGGUGAUAACUUCCGGUGGAAUAACCUUCCGUGAUCAGAUAUGGCAUAAAGAGUGUUUUCUGUGCAGCGGCUGCAGGAAAGAGCUUUAUGAGGAGGCAUUUAUGUCAAAGGAUGAUUUCCCAUUCUGCCUGGAUUGCUACAACCAUCUUUAUGCUAAAAAGUGUGCAGCCUGCAACAAACCCAUCACUGGCCUCAGAGGUGCCAAGUUCAUCUGCUUUCAAGACCGCCAGUGGCACAGUGAGUGCUUCAAUUGUGGAAAGUGCUCGGUCUCCUUGGUGGGUGAAGGAUUCUUGACCCAAAACAUGGAAAUCUUAUGCCGCAAGUGUGGCUCCGGAGCAGACACUGAUGUGUAGAAAGAGACAAGUCUUUCCCUACCUGAAAUCCACUUUGCCCUUGCUCUCACUAAAUCCGGAACU
Molecule: messenger RNA, 1194 nt
Organism: Arvicanthis niloticus (Nile rat)
Lineage: Eukaryota; Metazoa; Chordata; Mammalia; Rodentia; Muridae
Source: RefSeq, a predicted model, not a curated record